Chanos chanos (milkfish) is the source of this 1529-nucleotide messenger RNA. It is a transcript of the gene mef2ca, whose product is annotated as myocyte enhancer factor 2ca. Gene Ontology annotation, biological process: positive regulation of transcription by RNA polymerase II; cell differentiation. Lineage: Eukaryota; Metazoa; Chordata; Actinopteri; Gonorynchiformes; Chanidae. Gene Ontology annotation, molecular function: RNA polymerase II cis-regulatory region sequence-specific DNA binding; protein dimerization activity; DNA-binding transcription factor activity, RNA polymerase II-specific. The coding region runs from base 47 to 1489 and encodes 480 amino acids. The transcript has 10 exons. The record is from RefSeq and is a predicted model, not a curated record.
GAAGCUAGAGUGUUUUUGGAAGAGAAAGGACUAACAGAACGACACAAUGGGGAGGAAAAAGAUUCAGAUUGCAAGAAUUAUGGAUGAACGUAACAGACAGGUGACGUUUACGAAGCGUAAGUUUGGGCUGAUGAAGAAGGCCUAUGAGCUGAGCGUUCUGUGUGACUGUGAAAUCGCUUUGAUCAUCUUCAACAGCACCAACAAGCUCUUCCAGUACGCCAGCACGGACAUGGACAAAGUUCUGCUCAAAUACACCGAGUACAACGAACCCCACGAGAGCCGCACCAAUUCGGACAUCGUGGAGACUCUGAGGAAGAAGGGUCUAAAUGGCUGUGACAGUCCUGACAUUGACGCGGAUGAUUCUGGCCACAGUCCCGACUCAGAGGACAAGUAUCGCAAAAUAAACGAGGACAUUGACUUCAUGGUCAGCAGACAAAGGCUGUGUGCCAUUCCCCCCUCGAACUACGACAUGCCCGUCUCCAUCCCCGCCACUAACCCCAACAGCCUGCUCUACAGCCACCCCGGGAGCUCUCUGGGCAGCCCCAGCCUGUUACCACUGGCCCACGGCUCUCUCCAGAGAAACAGCAUGUCUCCGGGAGUCAACCACCGGCCCCCCAGUGCAGGAAACACAGGUGGUGUCCUGGUCCCUGAGCUGAGCACUGGCUUAGGAGGCGGUGCAGGAAACGGAUAUGGGAACCAUGGCAACUCCCCUGGGAUGCUGGUCUCUCCAGGAAACAUGAGCAAGGGGAUGCAGGCCAAGUCCCCUCCCCCCACGUCAGUCAGCAUGAGCGGCCGCAAGCCUGACCUCCGUGUGCUUGUCCCCCCUGGUUCCAAAAACACCAUGCCCUCCAUCUCUGAGGACUUGGACAUGCUGCUGAACCAGAGGGUCAACAACUCUCAGUCUGCUCAGUCAUUGGCCACCCCUGUGGUUUCAGUAGCCACACCCACUAUGCCUGGCCAGCCAAUGGGAGGAUACCCCUCAGCAAUAUCCACCUCCUAUGAGUAUGCCCUGGGCGGUGCCGACCUGUCCUCUCUGUCGGGCUUUACCAGUUCAGGCUCUCUGAAUCUGGGCUCAAUGACUGGCUGGCAGCAGCAGAACCUUCAGAACAUGCAACAGACGAACCUGGGUCAGCUAGGAAAUUGCACUAGCAAUAACUUAUGUCAGAGUUCAAAUCUGUCCCUGCCCUCUGCUCAAAGCCUGCACAUCAAGUCCGAACCUGUUUCUCCUCCUAGAGACCGGGCAGGCAGCACGCCCGGGAGCUAUGCCCCGCCCCCACUCCCUCCGCCUCCGCAGGCCCCGCUCCGGCAAGACUCAGGCCGCUCCCCCGUGGACAGCCUGAGCAGCUGCAGCAGCUCGUAUGAGGGCAGUGACCGGGAAGAGCACCGCUCCGAAUUCCACUCGCCCCUGGGACUGCUGCGCCCCUCACAGGACGAGCGCGAGAGCCCGUCCGUCAAACGCGUUCGUCUGUCGGAGGGCUGGACCUCGUGAUGGCUCUGUCUCUCCCGGCCUGCGUGCCCUUCAGGGAGGG